Portunus trituberculatus (swimming crab) is the source of this 652-nucleotide messenger RNA. RefSeq names its product DNA-directed RNA polymerase III subunit RPC9-like (gene Polr3I). Bases 168 to 581 code for a protein of 137 amino acids. The record is from RefSeq and is a predicted model, not a curated record. Lineage: Eukaryota; Metazoa; Arthropoda; Malacostraca; Decapoda; Portunidae. Gene Ontology annotation, biological process: transcription initiation at RNA polymerase III promoter. Gene Ontology annotation, cellular component: RNA polymerase III complex. Gene Ontology annotation, molecular function: nucleotide binding. The transcript has 4 exons.
GAGAAGCAUUAGAGAAAAGAGAAAGCUGUGCAUGAAGAGGCAGAGGAGGGCACAGCGAGCGGCGGCGAGGUGCUGAGUGGUGCCAAAACAAACCCACGUGGUGCAACGCUCACUCGACAGCAGACGUCAGCACCACCAGCACCACCAGCCUCGUCACCACCGCCACCAUGGAAGUAGUGAACAGCAAAGGAGCCGUGCUGAGCAACUAUGAGGUGUUCACGCUGCUGCAGGAGGUGUGUCAGCAGAGCAGCAAAGGGAAGCGCAACAUUACCAAGACCCAGACCCACCUGGCUAACAUUGCCUUUGAUACUUUAAAAUAUCUGGAGAGGACGCCAUGCAAGGGCCAGAGUCCAGAGGCUAUCCACAGAUUUCUUGAGGCCACCAAAAACUUUAAGCUGACCAAAGCCGAGAAACUGCAGCUCAUCAACCUGAGGCCAACGACACCAGUGGAGAUGCAGCUGAUCAUUGAGGAGAGUGAGGACCGGCUGUCAGAGGAGCAGGUGGAGGAGCUCAUCUCCCUGGUGGAGCUGCACUUACCAGAUCCAGUCUCCACACCACAGAUGGGUAACGGGCCACAAUAACCCUCGGCCCCCGUGCUAAAGCUUAUUUAUAAAUUAUGUUUUGUUUUUUAUGGAAUAAAUUUUUGUAUUAA